Cephus cinctus (wheat stem sawfly) is the source of this 5517-nucleotide messenger RNA. RefSeq names its product DNA-binding protein D-ETS-4 (gene Ets98B). NCBI's taxonomy places the organism in Eukaryota, Metazoa, Arthropoda, Insecta, Hymenoptera, Cephidae. The coding region runs from base 1228 to 3174 and encodes 648 amino acids. Gene Ontology annotation, biological process: cell differentiation; regulation of transcription by RNA polymerase II. The transcript has 5 exons. Gene Ontology annotation, cellular component: nucleus. Gene Ontology annotation, molecular function: DNA-binding transcription factor activity, RNA polymerase II-specific; sequence-specific DNA binding. The record is from RefSeq and is a predicted model, not a curated record.
GAAUGAGCGUCCCGCAAUGAAGUCGCGCGUUACGAUUAUUAUCCUUAUGACUCCACCGGAGCCUUUUCUCGUGGCCUAUCGGUCCCAGGAUCUCGGCGUCGGGGCCACCCAAUGUGGAUGGCACCUAGGGUUACCCAGCACGCAACGUCGUCACUCUGCACACCUUCAGAACACGAAUGCACGCAGCAUCCUAGAGGAUUCGUAUAGGAUCUUUUUGCGAAACGACGAGGCCUGGUCCUCCUCGCUUCCUCCUAGGAAGUGAUCUGGACCCACUAGGAAGUCAAUCGGGUCUCACCUCAGGGCUGCGUACCAUUAGUCACGUGGCCGACGCGAAGCACGUAGCUUCGUCGCUACGUAGGACUGCUGUACCCCAAGGCGAACGUCACGGAAAGGCAGGAGUCGCGGAACAAAGAGUCAACGCCGAUUCUCGAUGUGUGUGGGGGGGGAGGUGGGUUCGCCACAAAGACCAAGUGAGAGGAGUCGACGUCGAAGGACUCGCGUGCGAGAAGAAUCGACGGAUACCAGAAAAGGGAAGCUAACCUAACCUGACUUCGAGGAGGAUAGAAAGAGUACGUUCGGGAGACGUGGGGGGCGGCGAAGGAGAUAAAAAAGAGAGAGAGAGAAAAAAUGGUAGACCGGCCGAAUAAAAAAAUGCAGAGUGAGCCGUUCGAUCGGCUGGCACGAAGUGAGUCUCGGAAAGUGAACUGAUGUGGUCGCCGGCGGCCGUUGCUGUUUCGCUUAACGUUGACGCGCGACCCGAUCGAUCGGCUCGAUCCUGAAACUGGAGGAGACGCACCGCGUCCUUCUCCUCCUUUCGAGGACGAAGGAGGCCAGUCAGGUUAUCCUCUUACAAUUAGACGGGACGCAACUGUCAUGGCGCCUACACGUGACUACGGGACUACGGGACCGCGGCACUAGGACGAUACGUCAGACACGAGUGUCGCUGUUCUUCUCCUCGCGAGCGUUGAAUCACAAGCGCGGCAAUUCUUUAUUGCGCUCGGACGCCGGUGCAGCUUUUUUUUCUUCUUCUUUUCUUCCCUUGUGAUUUGUGACAGUUUUCUUUUUAACUUUCCCUUAUCACUCUGCGAUACUACGUGCGAGAGUGAAGUGGCAACUGUGAUUCUUCUUUGUAUUCAUAUAAAUUACAGUGACAAGUUGGUAAUUGAUUGGUCGUGAAACCCGUGAAAAAUAAGUGACAGCUGUGCACGCACUUGUGUAUUUGCUUCUAUGUUUACCAAAAUCUACGCUCGUCACGUGUACAUAGACGCUCAGUGUGAGAGAUGCGUCCAGCCGAUCCUGUCGAGGAGAAGGACCUUUACCGAUAUUUUGAUGCCACAGACGGUACCCUCGGCAGCCGGCUUCUCGCCGUCAUUCGACUACAGCACCUUUCAAUUCGAUCUCUCGCUCCUGCCGGAUGAUUACAACUGCCAGAACGCGGAAGAGUGCAACAACAACAACAACAACAACAACAACCUGAAGCCACCGCAGAUCAAGCAGGAAGCUUGUUCGCCAAGACCCGCCUCGCCCACUACCUACCCCAGUCCACCCUAUCCUGGACUUGGGGGCGAGCUGUCGCCGAAUUACUCGAGAGACACGUCCCCGGGUUACCCGACGAGUCCUUACUACGUGCCCCAGAGUCCUCAGAGCGCACAGUUCUACCCUACGAGUCCUGAGCCCUCGAAGCAGCCCGUCAAGCGCGAAAAGAGCCUCGACCUGCUCGCCAUCCUGCAGGAAUCCAGACUCCUGGCCGAGAGCCUAGGGUACAAGGAGGAUUCCACCGACUGUACAGUCCCGUGUACGCCACCCAGGACCGAAGAGGACAUCUACAAUACCCUGGACAGUGAUUUCUUCGCCAAGAAGGAGGACUCUGAUCCUCUUCUGAAGGAGAUCCUCUUCAAGGAGGAACCACUCUCGUCCAGCUCCUCGUCGCCGGCGCCAGGAUCCCAAGGAUCGCCCGAGUACGAGAGUUCGCCGUUGCGCGACCUCCUCUACAAGGGCACCAAUCAUCACACCAAGGGUGGGAGCCUGGCGGAGGAGAGUCUCAAGAUCGGCACUCUGAAGGUGGAACUUCAGGACGAUCCGAACGAAGGAAAAAUCGGGAAUCCUCUUCAACGAGAGGAGGAUCUCUUCAAGGACGGCCAGAAGAGUGAUCACCAGCUGCUUCGGGAGGUCCUGAGGGACACCAGCUUCCAGAGAAAGUACAAUCUGCGUCCCGUGGACCUGGGGGGCGUUGGUACUGGGUACGUCGAGGACAUGGAGGGUAGCGAGUGCGUCGGCGACCUCGCCAGGGAGCAGAUAGAGCCCGUCCUCAGUCUAGCCAUUCAGCAGCUCCAGAAGGACUUCGACAACACCUGCGUGGCCCUGGGCAUCCAUCCUGAACCGCGCCGCUGGAGUGCGGCCGACGUUGCAGCUUGGGUGCAAUGGGCAAGGAGACAACUGCAGCUGCCUUCGGUGCCACUGGAGAGCUUCAACAUAGACGGCGCCACCCUGGCCUCGCUCACCGAGGAGGAAUUUUGCCAGAGAGCUCCCCAGUGCGGAAGCAUGCUGCACGCGCAGCUUGAGAUUUGGAAGGCUGCCGUGGAGGAGUCACCCAGGAACACUCUGGCAGCCUCCUGGAGUCCCCCGGGUGUCGUCAACGCGGCCCCCGGCAACGCAACCGGCGGCUCGGCCUCCUCCGCCUCCCCCUCGUCCCUGGGAAAUACGAGCAGCAAUACGAAGGGCGGCUGCGCUAUGGAUUAUUCCGACGGUAAGAGUCCCGCGGGAGGUCGGACCAGGACGAGUCAUCCUCACGAGGAUACUCAGCCGGAGAUCACUCUGGAUAUUGCAGAAGAGGACGAGGACGCAGCGGUUGCGCAACAGGGCAGCGUCUCCGCUGGGGGGAAGAUGCGUAACGGCGGCUCCCACAUUCAUCUCUGGCAAUUCCUGAAGGAACUCCUGCAGAGUCCCGGUCUCCACGGAUCCUGCAUCCGCUGGCUGGACCGCAGCAAGGGCGUCUUCAAGAUAGAGGACUCGGUGCGGGUCGCCCGACUCUGGGGCAAGAGGAAGAAUCGGCCGGCCAUGAACUACGACAAGCUCAGCCGCAGCAUCCGGCAGUAUUACAAGAAGGGCAUCAUGAAGAAGACCGAACGCAGCCAGAGAUUAGUCUAUCAGUUCUGCCACCCGUACUGCCUCUAGGUGAGUAAGGCGUCGCCGUCGACGCCGACGUCGUCCACUCUCAUCGCGCGAUCCUGACGCUCGACCCGCCGCGUAGCGGUAACCGUCGAGUGAUAAUGCGAAUUGUGAUCGUGCGAUCGAGAGGAAGGAAAAUGGGGCUUCCGUAUUUUUUCCAAAAAUUGAAAAAAUCGACCGCGAACCAUUGGCGAGAGUGUGUGCUAGCGUGUGUGAGAAUGCCUGGACGAGUGAAUCCUAAGGAUACGAGAGAUACGAGUAACUGUCGAAGCGGAAGUCCUAGGUAAAUUGCGCGUCAAUCGCGGAAGUCGCUCGUCCACAUGGAGACAAUCCAAGAUUAAUGAAAAUCCACCGAGUUUUCGUUAUUUCGAAAAUAAUGCUAAACGACGGUUGGGUACCCUCGAGUACGCCUAUUUGGGCGGUAAAUUAUUUAGCCUAUACGUUUUCGUUAAUUGAUUAACAUAUAUAUAUAUAUAUAUGUAUAUACAUAUAUACAUAUACAUAUAUUAUUUCGUAUAUGUAUUAAUUUUUUUUUCGUUUUCAACUAAUCCUUCGACGCAUCCCCAUUGAACGCGGUGUUUUCUAAAGGACACUCGACUAAUUGAUAUCAUCGACAAACGAACACGUACUAAUCAGAGUAAUCGACAUGUAGAACUUAAGCGCGUCGCUCUCGCUCGACCUUAAGGCGAAGGAGCGACGAGAAAGGUUCGAUCCCUUUUGGUAAGGUCUCGUUUAAUCGUUAAAAGAGCGGGAGGUACGUCCCGCCAUGUUUUGUUUUUUGAUAAUGGUUCACUUUCCAACUGUUCUUCAGAGACGCGAUGACGAAUCGAUACGAAAAGGAAAGAAGAAAAAAAAGGAAAUAAUGAAAAAUAAGCCUCUUCUUAUAAUUGCUUGCUGAUCGCCUCCGCGAGCUUCGCCAUUGUGUUUCCGGCGGUCUUAGCGCGCGGAACGUUUUCGCUGCUGCUUGAUCGACGGCGCCACUUUCCAAUUACGCGGGCACGAAUUUGAUCCUUUUUAAGGAUCAUUCACCGAGCAAUCGAGAAACGUACAGUGCCUUGCGGAUUUCAGAGUGAUCCAAGAAAUUUGAAAAACUUUCAAGUGCCUUUUUUAUACGUCGCGUGAGAAAAAAAAUAUUUUCUUUUUUUUUUCCCACCCAAAAACGCGACUUUGCUUCGGUCGUUGGAAAGAUGGCGGACUUUGGCAAGAAGCGAACAGUGCGGUUGCGAUCGGUGAUUUCGGUCCCAUAUAUCUAUGAUAUAUUACAUGUUGUAUGUUCCAUGAACGACUAGUAUCUAAGCUAUACUUAAGAUAUAAGCAAGGCUCACGUGGGCCUCUUGUAACCUUUUUAUUUCUUCCUCUGUUCUCUUCCUCUUAAGGUACCUUUAAUAACGUGCAUGCAUAUCUUAAGCCCGAGGACACGUCCAUCGCAUUGACACUGGGCAUGCUGAUUGAGGUAUCGCCCGAUCAAUGGGCGGACGAGCCCUUUUAAUUAGGUACACCUAACUAUAGUUAUAGCACGUCGUUAUUCGUUGCGUUAGAAUUAAAUUAAUUUCAAUCCAAUUACGAAUUAUAAAUUACGAAUCCUCUCGGCUCAAGUAACUCUAAGCGAUUUUUAUUAUUAUUGUCGUCCAAGAAAGAGUCUUCGGAUUCUUGUAUUUCUUAAUUUAUCUUAUUACUGUUAUCUUCGAAAUCCAUUAACACCCUUCUCGGUCAUGCUGUUACUUUGUUUUCUUUUUCUCGAUUACGAUUCUUCAAUUGCUCUGUAUAUAACUGGCAUUACGCUGUAACCGUAUCUAUAUUUAUUGCGUCCAAGACGAAAUCUUCGUUUAAUCGUCACCUGAGGGUAGCCCUUAAAGGUGUCAUUCUGUCAAGUGCAAAAGGUACAUCAGAUUGAAAAGUCUAGACAUCGACGAUUUUGACGAAGAAAAAUAAUGAAAAAGCAAGUAAUAUUUGUUUUGCAAAUUCGAUCAAGCUUCUCUUGAUUUUUCACGCUACAACUAUUAUUUUCUCUUAAUUCUUUAAUUAGACAGUAUACACAGAAUUCCUACAUGGAAUCGCAAGCAAUAAGGUAUAGUAAGUUCCAAAACAUGGUACAUAACGUGACACGUACAGAGCGCGUUAUUAUUGUCCACCCUAUAUGAUAAUUUUAAUAAACUAUAGCUCGUGCCUCGCUAUGAAUAUACGUACACGAGUGCUGUAUAGAAAGAUUAUUAAAAUAUAUAUAUAUAUAUAUAUAUAUUGUCCCACGAGAAGGACAGAAACAGUACUUAGAGCGUACAUGGAAGGGAAGGAAGGUGGGAAGGGUCAAAAGGAAGUCCAUCCCAGCGAAUCGAGUAAUGAAAAGAAAAA